AUGGCUGUAAUCUUGAACGAAAAGUCAAACUGCUAUCAUUAAAAAAAUGGGUACUAUAUUCUUGGAUCGUACAGAAAUAAUAGAUGUCCCACAAGAAGGAUUGAUGGCAGCCUCCUUGUGGAGACCCCAGCCAUCUCAUCUAGGCUCGCCUGGUCGGAAAGAGCGUCAUCUCAUCUGUCAGCUUCUGAGCUAUAGAUUGCAUGUCCUUGGAUGGCAGCUAGCCAUCUCAUUUAUCACCGAUCAACCCCCACCAGUAUACAACCACCGCUACUGCCCAGUCACACGUAACUUUGUAAAAAGUCACUACUACACAAUUGAUGAUGGAUUAGGCUUGUUCCAGUUGGAUGAGUUGUUGUUUCAGGGAUAAGCAGUGGAAAGAUUAUCCAGUGAGUAAGAAAUGGAUAUCCUCAUUUUUUCCUUCAUUUCCAAAAGCUUAAAUAUGACUUGGAAGAACCUCUUCUUUACAGUGUAGGGGUGACAACUCGUAGCUCAUCCUACAACGGCGGUUGGGGCGGCUGAAAUGGUGGCGCUGUCAGCACAGCUAUGUCAUGUGGACUGAAGAAGAUUUUUAUCGUGUGCAAGAGGCAAGCCCCAUUUGCUGUAGAAGAGGUUGGCUGAUUGGCCGUCUUAUUUGGCACAGGAAAAAAAAAAAAAAAGGUCUUGAAAUAUAUCUUACAUUAUAGGAUUGCGUACAGAGAAGGAGAAAAAAAAUUGAGAGAGAUCGGGUUGGACUGGGGGGCCUGGGUCUGACCCAGGGUGAGUUAGCACUCGCAUGGGCUGGCCCAAUUUAGAUGGGCCCUUUCGGCUGAGACCGGUAGUUUUUUUUAUAUAAAAAAAAAAACAAAAAGCACCCCCUGGUGUCUAUUAUAUUUAAACUGAUAAUUAUGCAACCAUAUAU
Populus trichocarpa (black cottonwood) is the source of this 898-nucleotide messenger RNA. RefSeq lists its product as uncharacterized. The transcript is spliced from 2 exons. NCBI's taxonomy places the organism in Eukaryota, Viridiplantae, Streptophyta, Magnoliopsida, Malpighiales, Salicaceae. Bases 47 to 367 code for a protein of 106 amino acids. The record is from RefSeq and is a predicted model, not a curated record.